Temnothorax curvispinosus is the source of this 378-nucleotide messenger RNA. RefSeq names its product probable NADH dehydrogenase [ubiquinone] 1 alpha subcomplex subunit 12 (gene ND-B17.2). Bases 85 to 378 code for a protein of 97 amino acids. The transcript is spliced from 3 exons. Lineage: Eukaryota; Metazoa; Arthropoda; Insecta; Hymenoptera; Formicidae. The record is from RefSeq and is a predicted model, not a curated record.
UUCCUAGAUUUAAAUAUUGGCGACACUACCGGAUUGACCUUGCCUAACUUCACGCUUUACUCCACUUUACUCGCAGAAGUAAACAUGGCAAAGUUAUUAGGGUUGGAUAAAGUCGCAACGUUAUUCCGCACGGUACGCGACCACGGUGGUAUUAUCGGCUCCAUCAAAACAUUGUUCAGGGUGGAUGAGCUGAAGAGCGGUACCCUGGUUGGAGAAGACAAAUAUGGAAAUCGAUAUUACGAAAAUAAUAUGUACUUCGUAGGUGAGUUAUUAAGUACACUAGUAUGGCAUUGUAAAAGCAACUCGAUGUCACAUCACCACGAGACCAAAGAUCGAACCUUGGCGGCCACCACAGUAAUAAACUUGGAACAGCAGUGA